AUGGUUACUCUCAAACCUGGGAAACGUCCUAAUAUUCUCAAGAGUUUAUCUGCUCAAAAUUCAGUUCCUGGGAACUCUCUACCUGUUACUCCGUUCUGCUGCAGAUUGCGGAAUACCAAUAAUUUGAAUACUUCAAUAUCUAGUACUUCAAACAGCGGAACAACAUCACCCCCCAGUUUUGUGUGUAGUGUAGACUAUGCUGAAUCUCCUGUACCUUCCCCCUCCGAAGAGCAGUUUGUGGAGGACGAGUUUGCGAUAUUUGUAAAAGCCUCGAUCCAUCCUCCGAAUGAGUUAAGUGUACCGCGUUGCUACCCAGAUGCUUCUACAAGAGUCCUUGUUGAACCUCAAGCAGCUGCAAACAAUCAAAAGAACUACUUGAGAUCAAAAUCUGUCAGCUCUCCUUAUGCUCCGGGUCGAUCUCUGAUAAGCCAGCGAUCCCUCGGAUCUCCGGGAUCGAGACCAUCCUCUCCACGUCCCCGGCUCCGUAGAGAGUCUGCUCAGGAGAUAGAGGACGGAGAUUAUACUCCGGGUGCAUCAUUAGAACCAGGGGCAGACCGUCAGUUUAAACAACCUGGUUCCAUUGGGACAAAAGGAUUAUCAGUUUACAAUCAUCAAGUUCCCCGCUGUCCUUCUCCUCUACUACAACCCAGACUCCCACUUCAUAGAUCUGCUCCAGGUACUCCUAGUACACACUUCAGCGUUCCUCGAAGCUCUAGAUCUCCUUGUAGAACACCUAGUGAUGAAUCAUAUCUCAAGGUUCCAUAUAUCAGAACCAGAGGAACAUCAUUACCAGAGAGUAUGGAGGAUAGUAUCAGCGACAAUCUCUAUCUUCUUAGGCAAUUUAAUAUUCGAGGGAAGAAAGUGGUUCACGUUGGAGACUCCUUUCAAACCAGAGCCAGGAGUAACAGUAGUGUAAACUCAAACUUUUCAGGGGGUACUGGAGGUCAGAGUCAGUACUCCAGUAGGACGGGUUCAUGUAUCUCCAGUAUGGAAAACUACUCUAGUACUGAGGAUGAACCGAGCAUUAUAUCAAAUGAUCAGAUUCAAACUUUCAGAGAUUGUCGACAAUCUGAACGUGGUGAGAAGAGUGUAUGCAUUCAACUUGAGGAUAUUGAAUGUGAACUCGUCUUCAUUGAUCGACCUAGGACUGAAAUAUCAGCUGAGAAUCUAUUGAGCUCGUAUUCUGCAGACUGUGCUGUAGUAGUGUUCAGUGUAACGGAUGAUGGAAGCCUGCAGGAAGCUAGAGAAGUAUUAAAUAUUCUCUGGCAGUCUGGUAGUUUAGCGUCUAGAGCUGUUAUUCUGGUUGGAAAUAAAACAGAUCUAGUUAGAACAAGAACUGUUCCUAUUGACGAAGCUCGGUCUAUUGCCUCCAGCCAUGAUUGUAAAUAUUGUGAAGUGAGCGCUGCACUUGAUCAUAAUGUGGAUAGUUUGUUGGUUGGUAUAGUUAAACAAAUUCAUCUGAAACUAUUCUCUCAUCUACAGACCAAGCGCAGCAAAGGUCGUCUUUACACUAGGUAGACUUUUUUAAAAUCAUUUGUGGAGAAUCGUUGAACUUACUUUUCUUUAACUUUAUUUGAAGACCCUUCAU
Molecule: messenger RNA, 1588 nt
Organism: Eurytemora carolleeae
Lineage: Eukaryota; Metazoa; Arthropoda; Copepoda; Calanoida; Temoridae
Exons: 17
Coding region: 1-1518 (505 amino acids)
Cellular component (GO): plasma membrane
Molecular function (GO): calcium channel regulator activity; GTP binding; GTPase activity
Source: RefSeq, a predicted model, not a curated record